This is a messenger RNA of Cyphellophora attinorum, 1263 nucleotides long. RefSeq lists its product as uncharacterized. The record is from RefSeq and is a predicted model, not a curated record. The coding region runs from base 1 to 1263 and encodes 420 amino acids. Lineage: Eukaryota; Fungi; Ascomycota; Eurotiomycetes; Chaetothyriales; Cyphellophoraceae. The transcript has 2 exons.
AUGGAAACAGCAUCCUUGCCACCUGAACUGAUCACCCUGCUAUCCAACAACAUCAUCAGCGACGCCAUCAUCGACCAUCUCCCACUUCCAUCACGAUUUGCUCUCGGGAGAACUUCGAAAGCCUUCAAAGCCAUUGUCGCCGACUCCCCCGAUACAUUCCGGUCUCUAGACCUGUCGCGAUGUCGAGGGACAUAUACGCGUUACAUCGGGCCUGUGGAUUCUGGCGGGCAGAUUUUUCGGGCUGAGCGUAUGGAUGAGAGCUUGACCGAGGACGACUUCUAUGCUGGUCCGCUGCGUGGUGUGUUAAGUAUUUUGAGGCGGCGAAAGAUCCUACCGUCAGUGAAGACAUUGAUUCUAGAUCAGCUCGCAUCAGUGACAAACGAUCUGCUACACGAGAUUGUCACUUCUACAGAAUACAACAUCAGACUGCUCAGCAUCCGAAAGUGUCCAAACAUCAACCAGUACAAGCUGCAGCAACUGCUUCAGUAUUUGUGCCGGCCCGGUCGGACAGAGAAUACGCCACGUCUUCGUGGAUUGUACUACUUCACCGACCCGCUGCAGAUAGUAACUACUAAGGACGCCUCGGGAGUAACAGCGGUUGAUGGAGCCCAGUUGGGCGCUUUGCCGACGGCUAAGUCAGGCCGUACUGCUGGAUACUACGCGCCAACAGGUCGUUUGAUGAACAUAUCACAAUCUGACUCGACAUUGUGGGUCCAAACAAUAUCAGCUUGCAGAGGUAUCAUUUGGUUCGAUGCCGUGCUGUGUACUCACAUGCAUACGGAGAUGGACGCGGUAGUGGGAGAUCACGUCAAGGACCAGCGGCCAACAAUGCCUACGGUCGCGACCAUCGCCCUAGGUCCUUCCGGGUGCGAAGGAUGCGGACGUGGCCCACUGGAUGGCCCAAUCUGGGGCCGUAGCAGCCUCGACGAAUUCCCGUUGGUAUGGCCACCAGCUUCCUCCGGCAACAUCGUGGACGCAACCCGACCACCUACGGGCCCAACAAAGUCACAACGACUAAUCGUCUCCUGUCAGUGGUGCAUCGACAACCGCCACUGCGACAGCUGUCACCGAUGGUGGUGCCCCGACUGCUACAACCCACGAAAAGGCAAAGCUCUCGCCAACGCUGAGAACCCUCAUAUCCAGGCCACGGCCGCAAAUGACGGCCAGUCAUCGAGCAUCAAGGUACAUAAUGGUUUCUGUGUCGAGCACUGCCUGAUCGCUGAGGAAAUGGCGGGCGCUGGAGCGGGAGGAAUGUGGGGAUGA